Molecule: messenger RNA, 3145 nt
Organism: Zonotrichia albicollis (white-throated sparrow)
Lineage: Eukaryota; Metazoa; Chordata; Aves; Passeriformes; Passerellidae
Gene: IFNLR1
Product: interferon lambda receptor 1
Biological process (GO): cytokine-mediated signaling pathway
Cellular component (GO): plasma membrane
Molecular function (GO): cytokine receptor activity; protein binding
Source: RefSeq, a predicted model, not a curated record
UGACGAUGAUGAUGAUAAGAUUCCCCUCUUGUGAACGCUCACUCAAAUGCCGGUCACCUCGCGGAGGAGCUGCCCGAGGGCUCUGAGGCAGAGCCCAGUGAGUGUUCCUGGAACCGCUCCCGCUCCUGCCAGGGCUGAUGGGGAAGCACAAGAGCCUUGGCUGUGGCUCUGCAGUUCGGGUGCUGAAGGGGGAUGGACCCUCCAGACCCUUCACUCUGCUGUUUUCCUUAGAAAGGAUUACAAUUCUUCUUUCCACAAGAAAGUCCAUAAAAAUGAAAUUAAAUGAAAUUAAACAGAGGCAGCAAAACAGCCACGGAAACAGAAACCCGCGGUGAGAGGAAACGGAGAUUUUGGGAGGAAAUGGUGACUUUGUACCCAGAAGCUGCCACUCCCAGGUCCAAGGGUUCAGAGGGUUGCCAAGGGCCGUCUGCUGGGCUGGGAGAGUUUUCCACCUGGGGAAGACCCGGGGAAAUCCCUUUGUCCAAGCUGCUGUAACUCCUGUAAAGUGAAUUCUCUGAUCCAUUCCUGCUCUGGUGGCUCAGGCCUGGGUGCCUGCGGUGGAAGGCAGGAGAGCUGAGGUGCCAAACAAUCCCUGCUCCAGGGAUUUCCCCCUUUCCUGCAGUGGCACAGCCAUUCCAAGCACACACCUGGGCACCUGGCAGCAUGGCAGAGAUCCAUGGCAGUGCCCACACGGGAGGGGGCAGAUCCCUGUCCUAUCUCUGCACUUUACCCCCCCAGCUGUAAAGUGCAGUAAUUCCCUAACUCCCAAAAAACACUGGGCUAACAUAAACCAGGAGCAACUCUUUGAUCUCCUGUAAACAGCAGGCCAGCAGAGUCUCCCAUCCCACUGUUGUUAUUGUUGCUAGGUUAUUAAUAGCUCUCUCCUGCACUGAAACUUUAUUUAAAUGCUAUUAAUAUUUCACAGCCACGCAGGUAAGUGCCAAAGGUCAGGGUUUCACUGAGGAGUCUCACUGAGGUGUCUCACAGCUCUUCCCCUGUGCCAGGGCUCACUGGAGGGUGCAGUGCUGCAAGUUCCACUGUGCUGUCCCCCAAAAUCCUCCCACACCUGCUCCACUCCCAGCACACGUGCAGGGCUGUACCAGGAAGAGAGGCAGGGCGCAUGUGUGCACUCCUGGGCUCCUCAAUCCUCUGCAAUUCACACAGGAAACACCAGAGAAUGGAUGAAGGAAAAGCAUUUGUGUCAAAUGGGAAGUUCUGCUUUGUCCUGUGUGGCUGGAGAGUGGGAGCCCUGAUGGCUCUGUGUGUCCUGCAGCAGGCUCGAGGUCAUGUUCAGCUUCUCCCUCCUCAAAAUGUGACCCUGCUGUCCAGGGAUUUUGCCAUGAUUUUGACCUGGGCUCCAGGGGAAGGCUCUCCCCCAGAUGUGACCUACACUGUGAGGUAUGAAAGCCAGGAUCGCCUGGACAAAUGGAGGAAGGUUCCUCACUGCAGGAACAUCCCCAGGUCCUUCUGCAAUCUGACUUGUGCCCUCUCCAACCUCUACGUCAAGGUGCGGGCUCGGGUGAAGGCGGUUUGGGGCCGGUCCCAGUCGCCCUGGGUGAAAUCCCAGUUCAAGGAUUACUACUCAGACGUGGAACUGGCUCCCCCCGUGCUCACCCUGAAGGUCAGCGACAAUUCCAUCCACGUCAGUGCCUCCUUCCCUCUGCCCACCUGUGUGGAGAACCUCACCUGGAAGUAUGACCUGAACCUCUGGGAAGCGGGAUCUGAAGACAAGCAGAAGAAAUACGAGGGUUACUUCAGGAAGGACACAGUGACCAUCAACACCACUGCCCUCAGAGGCAACUACUGCUUCAGUGCCAGGGCUCUCUAUGAAAGCAUCAACCUGAAGCACAGUGAAUUCUCCCAGCCCGUGUGUGUGCUGUUAAACCACAAAGCACAGUGGAAGUUCCCACUUCUGGUUGUGAUCCCUCUGUUUGUCCUCCCCAUCUUUGUGGCCAGUCCCUUCAUCUGCUGCCUGGUGAAGCAGGAGGCCAAGCAAAGGAAGAUGCCUCAGGUUCUGGAUUUCUCUCAAUUUAAAGCUGCUGGACCAACCUUCCACCCGGAGCUUGGUGAAAAGGAAUUGUGCAGUGAUGAUCUGAGCUGCUCAGAGAUGCCAAUGCCUCAAAGGAGGACAAACAGAGCUUCAGGAGGACACCAGCUGCCAUGGAGGGCUUCUUUCCCAUCAUCAUCAUCACUGUCAUCAUCGUGGUCAGAGGAUGAGGAGGAGGAAGGCAGCAGCACUUUGAUCCCAUACCGUGAAAUGCCUCGGUAUCCAAGGAGAGGUCUCAGCUCUCAGGCAGCCCCAGCAGCUCGGGGGGAAAUCCUGGAUUCAGGGUCUGGAGAUCCCUCUGUGGCAUCUGUGCUGGACCUCAGAGCCCUGGGUUUCACCCUCCUUGCAGAGAGGAAGGGUGAGAGGGACACCUCGGGGUCCCAGGCACACGGGGAGCCCUCCCUGUACCUCUGCUCCUCCUCGGACAGGAUCUCCCUCACUGAUGUGACGUUCCCAGGUGCCCCAGAGCAGGGCCAUGGACACGGGCAUGAGAGGCUGGCAAUGAGCCCCCUGCAGCCCCUGCUGGGGGGGAUUGGUGCUGAACCCCACGAGCUGAACCCCAGGAAGGUUCCCCAUUCCUGCAGGGGUUACCAGAAAUCCGUCCCUGACCUGCAGCUGCAGGAGGAUCCCAGCAGGCAGCUGCUCAUCCCCCUGUGGACACUGCAGCUGGCAGAGGAUGAAGGCAUUGCCAGUGACUGUGGCAGUGACAGCUUCACAGAGGGGACCCCUCCCGAGCCCACCGUGCUCAGUGACACCUUUGGGACUUCAAUUACAGAGGGAAAAUGUGAUCCAAAGCUGCAAUUCCCAGGCUACGAGCACUCCCAUUACUUGGGAAGGAUCUGAAGUGCCCAGCAGGUCUGGGCAGUGCCUGGAAAUCCUGGGAGCUCCAGAUGUCCAAGCAAGGAUCCUUGGACAAGGACAACAACCAAUGCCUGGCCUAUCCAGGCAAUGGCUUUAGGGACACAAAAGUGCAUUUUUAUUGCGAAGUCACCUCUGUGCUGUCACUGUCAGGGGUGGGGAGGCAGGGACAUCUCUGAGGGAGCACUCAGCAAACAGGCACUGCCUGGGGAUCACCUCAGACUCCAGAACAAGGGCCUG